This is a messenger RNA of Colletotrichum phormii, 1377 nucleotides long. RefSeq names its product saccharopine dehydrogenase. The record is from RefSeq and is a predicted model, not a curated record. Gene Ontology annotation, cellular component: cytoplasm. Lineage: Eukaryota; Fungi; Ascomycota; Sordariomycetes; Glomerellales; Glomerellaceae. The coding region runs from base 1 to 1377 and encodes 458 amino acids. Gene Ontology annotation, molecular function: saccharopine dehydrogenase activity. The transcript is spliced from 6 exons.
AUGCCUGAUAAGAAGAUUCUCAUUCUUGGAAGCGGCCUGGUAGCCAAGCCAUGUGUCGAAUAUCUCCUGCGCAACGAGAAGAACCAGUUGACAAUCGCUUGCCGAACUCUCUCGACGGCCGAAGCGUUGGCUUCCAAUCACCCUCGAGCCAGCGCCAUUUCUCUGGACGUGGCGUCUCCAGAACUAGAUAGCCAUGUGGCAUCUCAUGACUUGGUCAUUUCACUUGUCCCUUUCACCCAUCACCAGACCGUUGUGGAAGCUGGUAUACGGGGAAAGACUCAUGUCGUGACGACAAGCUACGUGUCUCCGGCAAUGAGAGAACUGGAGUCUGAAAUGAAGGCUGCCGGAAUCACGGUUCUGAAUGAAAUACAAUUGAGCUUAUACAUGAACCCCUUAGGCAUUGAUCAUCUCUACACUAUUCGUCUCAUCGACGAAGUCCACAGCAAGGGGGGAAAGGUACAAGCAAUCAAGGAAUUUCAUUCUUACGCUGGCGGACUUCCAGCUCCAGAGUGCUCUAACAACCCUCUGCGCUUCAAAUUCUCCUGGUCACCCCGAGGCGCGCUCCUUGCGCAACUCAACCCGGCGUCUUACCUCCAGAAUGGUCAAGUCAUUGAUGUUUCUCGCGAAGAUCUCAUGAAACAGGCCAGGCAAUACCACGUAAUGGAUUGUUACUCUUUCCUCGCAUAUCCUAACCGGAACUCCUUACCCUUCCGGGAGUUUUACAAGAUUCCCGAAGCGGAGACGGUCGUGCGUGGAUCGCUGCGGUAUGAAGGGAACCCGGCUUUUGUGGCGGCCCUGACGAAGCUUGGUUUGUUGGACACGCAGACACUGGAUUGGUUGGAGAAGGACAGCGGUGGGUUGAUGUUGCGGGAGGUUCUUGGACGGGCCGUUGGUGCUGCCGGGUCUGAUGAAGAGUCUCUAGUCUCACGCAUUGACGAGAUUUGCGACUUCCCAGACAUCGCGGAGAGGAACAGAAUCAUCGACGGUCUGCGAUGGAUCGGGCUUUUCUCCGAAAAGUCGGCGACUCUCCGCGGGAAUCUCCUAGACACAAUUUGUGCGGAGCUCGAAAGACUUCUUAGCUAUCAGUCUGGUGAAAGAGAUCUGGUCAUGCUCCAGCACAAGUUCAUUGUUGAAUGGAAAGAUGGAAGUCGAGAGACCAUCACAUCGACAUUGGAGCUUUUCGGGGAACCUGGUGGGUAUUCGGCCAUGGCUAGAACCGUGGGUGUGACCUGUGGCAUUGCCACCCAACUAUUGCUUGACGGGGAACCUGCUUUGAGUGUGCCGGGGGUGUUGGCGCCCUACACUUUGGAAAUCUGUGACCCCAUUCGCGAGAUUCUUGAGAAAGAAGGGAUUAGCAUGGUACAAAAGACACUCUGA